AUGAAAAAGAAAUUAAAUAUUCCUCUUAGGAACAUUUAGCCUGAUACGUAUAUCUUUUUCUUAAUUUUUAGAGUCCCAUUUUCAGAAGGAGAUGGCUUAAAAUAUUGGAAAAGCUUUCGUCAUGCUAUUACGACCAUUAGAUUACUCUAAAAUCCAAAAACGAAGAGAUUGAAUUCUCCAGUAAUUUAUUAUUUUCAUCAAAAGGAUGAACUAACCGUCAGUGGAUAUAGGGCUGGAGUAAAAUCAAAAUAGAGAUCAGAGAGUAGUCGUAAUUUUAAUGAUGCUCUUAAAAAUAUUUAAAUGCAAUAAGCACUUUUUACAUCUAUUGAAAAAGGAUACUCAUCAGAUAGAAUCGAAGAAAUAUUAAAUAAAGAUCCAAAAAAGUAAUCUUAUAUCAUUUAUCUAGAUAUUUCUAUGAUUCAAAAAGUCCUUUCAGUUUGGCAAACAAAAAAAAUUAAAAAGGCUUAACACCCUUAUAUGUUGCAGCAAAAUUGGGACAUCUUGAAAUAGUCAAAAUUUUGAUUGAUAAAGGUGCUAACCCUUUAUUCUCUGUUACAAUUAAUGGAAUUGAAGAAACUCCAUUAGAAGUUGCUUAAAGAUGGAGACAUUUAAAAAUUGUUCACUUUUUAUAACAAUAUAAUUGA
Messenger RNA from Paramecium sonneborni, 644 nucleotides. Lineage: Eukaryota; Ciliophora; Oligohymenophorea; Peniculida; Parameciidae. The record is from the annotation of a GenBank genome assembly.